This is a messenger RNA of Cuscuta europaea, 2033 nucleotides long. The record is from the annotation of a GenBank genome assembly. Lineage: Eukaryota; Viridiplantae; Streptophyta; Magnoliopsida; Solanales; Convolvulaceae.
CUCCCCUCUUCCCUCUUUAAACACCAUCCUUCUUCCUCUUCAGAAAAACCCAAAGAAAUUCAGUCCAAGAACGCGUGCUGGGAUUGGGAUUGGAAUUUCAGUCCAAGUCUUCAUAAAAUUCUGCACAAGGAAAACCAACCAUUCGAUCAGAAUGUGUAAAGCUAAUACAGAACCCGCCUCCGCUCUCUGCCCCCGAACCACCAGCGACGAAAAAACGGCGGCGGCGGCGGAGGUGGCCGUGGAAUCGUCGUAUGAUGACCACAAAUUCCAGUCAACCGCCACCGACAAAACCAACAUGCUUUCUCUCCCUCUGCUCAUGUCAAAACCCCGGCAAGAGAAGACCGUUUCUCUCUCCCUUGUCGUCAAAGAAGCAGAAUCUAUAGCCAGAAUAGCCCUCCCCAUGAUCCUCACCGGCCUCCUCCUCUACUCCCGUUCCAUGAUCUCCAUGCUCUUCCUCGGCCGCCUCGGCGGCCUCUCCCUCGCCGGCGGCUCCCUCGCAUUGGGCUUCGCCAACAUCACCGGCUACUCCAUUCUUUCCGGCCUGGCCAUGGGUAUGGAGCCCAUUUGCGGCCAGGCUUUCGGGGCCAAGAAGUACAACCUCCUCGGAUUGACCUUACAAAGGGCGGUUCUUUUGCUUCUCUUGAUCUCUCUGCCCAUAGGUUUCCUCUGGGUCAACAUUAAAAAGAUCCUUCUUUUCUGCGGCCAAGAUGCGGCGAUCGCCGCCGCGGCUCAGUCUUACCUGUUGUACUCCAUUCCCGAUCUUAUCGCCCAAUCUUUUCUUCAUCCUCUGAGAAUUUACCUGAGGACCCAAUCCAUCACUCUGCCCCUGACAUUCUGCGCCGCCCUCUCGAUCAUCCUCCACGUCCCCAUCAAUUACUUUCUUGUGAUCAAGAUGGGUAUGGGCGCGAAAGGGGUGGCGCUCAGUGGGGUUUGGACGAACUUCAACCUCGUCGCUUCUCUGAUCGUUUACAUCCUCAUCUCCGGCGUGUACAAGAAGACAUGGGAGGCUCUGUCGACUGAAUGCCUGAAAGGGUGGAAAUCUUUACUCGAUUUGGCCAUUCCCAGCUGCGUCUCUGUUUGUCUUGAAUGGUGGUGGUACGAGAUCAUGAUCUUGCUCUGCGGUCUGCUGGUUAAUCCGACCGCCACCGUCGCGUCGAUGGGGCUUCUCAUCCAGACAACCUCUUUGAUCUACAUUUUCCCGUCUUCUCUCAGCUUCAGCGUCUCAACCAGAGUGGGGAAUGAGCUUGGCGCAAGGGAGCCGGGAAAGGCCAAACGCGCCGCCGUUGUGGGCCUCGCCUGCAGCUUCGUUCUUGGAUUCACGGCCCUGUUUUUCGCCAUCUCCGUCAGGAAUGUCUGGGCCAGGAUGUUCACCCAGGAUAAGGACAUAAUUGCCCUCACCACUCUGGUUCUGCCCAUAAUUGGCCUCUGCGAGCUCGGGAACUGCCCGCAGACCACCGGGUGCGGCGUCCUACGAGGGACGGCGCGCCCGAAGACAGGAGCCAACAUUAACCUCAGCAGUUUCUACAUCGUCGGAAUGCCGGUGGCCGUGGCGCUGAGUUUUUUCGGCGGUUUUGAUUUUGAGGGCCUCUGGCUUGGGCUGCUGGCGGCGCAGUUUUCUUGUAUGGUCACCAUGUUGGUGGUUUUGCUCCGGACCGAUUGGGAGCUGGAAGCCCGGAGGGCGGAAGAACUCACCGGAGGCGUCCACCGGAGAAGCAACGAGGAUUCUUUGUGUUGAUAGAGAUGAAUUGUUUAUCUAUUUUAGUAGAAUCUUUUUUCUUUUGUAUAGGCACCCGUCCUAUAUAACCUAUAUAGAUAACAACUCUGUUAAAUAUCAGCUGAGGAAAUAAUUUCUUAUGGUUUUUCUUCUCUAUUCCGUAAGUGCUCUAAAUAUAAUGCUUAAAGAGAGUUGUAUAGGAACUGGUUGUAAUUUAGCUUAGUCUUGUAUUAGACGAAGUACUAUGGGAAAACUCUGAUCUGGUGUUGUCACCUGGGAUUUGAAUAACAAAGGAAGUAUCAAUCAUACUUAAAUCGCA